Messenger RNA from Vanrija pseudolonga, 1864 nucleotides. It is a transcript of the gene dpp1, whose product is annotated as putative diacylglycerol pyrophosphate phosphatase 1. The record is from RefSeq and is a predicted model, not a curated record. The coding region runs from base 125 to 1030 and encodes 301 amino acids. Gene Ontology annotation, molecular function: phosphatidate phosphatase activity. NCBI's taxonomy places the organism in Eukaryota, Fungi, Basidiomycota, Tremellomycetes, Trichosporonales, Trichosporonaceae. Gene Ontology annotation, biological process: phospholipid metabolic process. The transcript has 4 exons.
CAUCAACUCACGCCCGCACUCUUACACGCCCAUCCACACCAACUCUCCCACCGUGCAGUCCUCAUCCAAGACCCAGCUGCCGCUCGCCGGGGCGAACUCGCAGCAGACGACGAACGCGACGAAUAUGGGGGGAUUCCGAGGCGGCCAGCAGCGUCCGUGGCGCUGGCGCGUGUUCUGGAGUUAUCUCCCCGACUGGGUGCUGACGAUCGUGCUUUGGGGCGCGUUCUACCUCGUCGACCGCAUCGACGGCUACCGCCGCCUGUUCGACGUCAACGACACGAGCCUCGCGCACCCGUAUGCGGUGAAGGAGCGCGUGCCCGUGUGGCUGCUUGGCGUGCUGUGCGCCGUCGUGCCGGCCGUUAUCAUUGUCCUGACUGCCGCCGCGCGCCGCUCGUUCUGGGACGCGCACAACGGUAUCCUUGGCCUCGUGCUGUCGCUUGGUCUUACAGUGACCUUCACUGAUAUCCUCAAGAUCACGGCCGGCCGCGCCCGCCCCGACCUCUUCGACCGCUGCCAGCUGCCCGAGACGCUCACGUCCAACCCGACGCACCAGCUCACCUCGUGGACAGUGUGCACGCGCACCGACCUGCUCAAGGACGGCUUCCGCUCGUUCCCGUCGGGCCACUCGUCCUUUGCAUGGUGCGGCAUGUGGUACCUGUUCCUGUACGCCGCGGCCAAGCUCAAGACGUACAACAACAAGGGGUACACAUUCAAGUCGUGGCUCCUGCUCGCGCCGAUCUCGUGCGCGUCGCUCAUUGCCAUCUCGCGUACCAUGGACUACCGCCACCACCCGACCGACGUGAUCGCCGGCGCGGUCAUCGGCGUCCUCGGCGCCUGGUGGGGCUACAGGCAGUACUACCCCGCCCUCAUCACCCCCGAGUCGUUCGAGCCAUUCAGCCCCCGUAUCCCCCGCGACGACGUCCUCCCCCUCCACAACCUCGGCGGCUCGGAGAACCCCAACGACGGCUACGGCGAGACGGUCCCCCUCAGCCACCCGGGCGCUCCCCACCUCCGUGACACGAGCGCAUAAGUUGUGAUCCAUACGUAUACGAACGCUCUGUGGUUGGUAUUGUCGGCUGGUCAGCAGUCGAUCCAGACCCGUACUACCACACCGCACGACCCCCUCAACGUCCAAUUCCAAGUGUAAUACAUGUCGCACAUAUACAUACCACUUGCAAUGAUCCUUCCGAUAAUAGUACGCGCAACUGUCCGUGUGACAUUGCAAUGCGGUACUCUAGCUGGUAUACAAAUGUCCAAUAGAUUAGGGAGAGAGUUCGGGUGGGGGAUGGAGAGAAGGGAGAGUGUCAGGUUAGGGGUAACUUAAGCGCCAGUACACCUUGCGGUGGGGAUAGGGACGCCGGUCCAGGUGCUGGCGCCGGCAGUGCCAGCAGCGGCGUAGUACUCGUCGGGGUAGUUGCACCCGGCGACGGUGACAUACGCGCCGACCUUGUCGUUGGGGAACGCCCAACCGUUACCGAUGGUCGCCUUGGCGGCGUGCGUGGGGGUAGGGAGCGUGAUGGGUUUGCCCGUCUGGGUGAGGGUGGGGAGGAGCGCAAUCUGGUCGCUGUGCAUCGUCUGCGAGGCUGACGGGACACCGAUACCGCCCAGCGCCGUGGGCGGCCAGGCGCCGAACACGGAGAGCUGCGGCGCAAAGAUGGUCGGCGUCGCGGGGCCCUUGCCGAUCGCAGAGGCGGGGAAUGUGCCGCCAAACUGCGAGCAGCCGGGGCAGAAGCCGUGCGCCUGGCAGAAGCCACCGGCGACGCGAGGGUCAGCGGGGAGCCAGCCCUCCUUGAGGCCGAGCUGGUAGUGCCAGAACGGAGAGGACGAGUAGCCGAGCUCUGUCGAGUUUCCAAUCUUCCAGGUC